GAAAUACAGUGUUCUCUGAGAGGGAUGGAGGGUCUGGAUUUGGAUAAGGUGAUCCGGGCAGGAGGCGAUGUCGAAGCCACUCUGAAGGGGAGGAGGAUACCUUCCUGAAAAGUGGGCACUUUCAGUGGAACGAAGAAGGGAAAGCCUUGUCCUGGAGCCAGGGGGGUGGCAUGGGGCGGGGACCAGCACGACAGGGUUUUCAGAGUGAAGGGCCACCCUGGAGCAAGAGAGCUGUUUGUGUGGCUGGACUUUGGGGUGGUCCCUGCUUGUCGCGAGAGCAGAUUGACUCUGACAAGUAACUGGUGAGGGAGUAGGUCUGGCCUGGGUCGGGGAAGGACCCGGUGUUGCCUCAGAAGCAGCUCUGACACCCCUAGCUCCUAGGGAGCCCUCAACCAUAAGUGGGUUGAGCCCCACCGCCGUGCUUAGCUCCAGACGUAGGGGUUCCCUGAGAAAGCUUGGCACAGACUCCGAGGAGCAGGUGCCCUGUGCCGCCUCUGCGGGGCAGUCGGGCCUGGGCCCUGUGCCAGUGCCGGGGUGCCCUGCAGCUCUCCAUCUCCUCACCUUGGAGCGCGGCUGCUGUGCCUUCCCCUAGAGGAGCCUGGGGGGCAAACACGCUUGACCAGUGUUUUUGUGGAUGAAGGUUUCUUGAAGGUGAUCCUAAAUAGGCGGCCACAAAGAACGUCCCCGGUGCGUCGCGCUCUGGUGUCAGCUUUUCAAGGGCUGCAGGCAGGAAAUGCCGGCACGAGCCCUGGCCCUGUGGCCCUGUUUGAAGAUGGCACGUGUGACUUUGAAGUGGGGGGCAGUGUGACAUUUGUGUGAAGGACAGGCGUCAGAAUGAGACACGGAGUCCCAGAUUCUCACCUCGCCGACCCCGAGCCUCAGUUUACCCCACUCCCGUCUCCCAGCGGUGUGAGGUGUCAGGUGUACUCAGAAUGGUUGAGGAGGCGCGUGCAGUGCUGGAGCCGCCCGAGGGAAGGGGGCGCAGGCACCUGGCGGUCAGGGUAGAUAGACCAGGGCACCACAGACUGGGAUAGAAAUAGAACCGACGGCCAUGGCAUUGUAGCACAAAUGUCAUGCAGCUGGCUGGGCCUCAGGUGGGGUGACUUGGGCAGCCGCAGUGUGAGUGCUGAGUCUUGGGGUGCAGGGGCCCCCCUCCACGCCAGCAGGACAGGUUGGCAUUUUUGAGUGGGGCCGGACUGUCCAGGAGUCAGAGGUGGGGAAGCUUCUGAGUAGGAACUGGGGGCUGUGGAGUUCGCCUCUAAAGAAAAUCAGAGGGCAGCCCUCUCGUGCAGUUGCCCCACUGCUGGCUCGUUCUCAUCGGCUGAAGCGUGCUGAGUGCUCGCCGCGUUCUCUUGGACACUGCACGCGUGGAAGCUCUGUUGUGCAGCACUGGUCCAGGCCGCGCCAGCCAGGGGCCCCAUCUCCGCACACCGCACACCGAUUCCCACUUCCUGUGGAAGGGGGGCAGAGAGCUGUGACCUCUGGGUGGAUGACCUGGGAGCCCCUGCCUGUGUGUGACUGCGAUGGGGUCACAUGGGCACCUGGUUACCUGAGACCGUUUGGAGGAUGAGAACGAGGUGUGGAGGAUGGAGCCGGGGGAGGGGGCAACCCUCACCCCUCCCAGAAACCUUCCCCGUUCACCCAGCCUCACGGGGACCUCUUGGCGGAUUGGUGGGCACCGCUCUGCCAGGCCACGUCCUCACCUUCAGGAGCCUCCAGCCAGGAGUAUCCUGGCCAGGGAGUGCUGCCAGGUUCCCUGUACUGGCACUGCAAGAACUGCCCUCCUAGCUGAGCAGAGGCUGAGAAGGACUCCGCAGCCCCCAGAGUCCCUCAGCACAGCCAGGAGUGCUGAUUCGCACUGACGCUGGGCUGGGGGAGUUGCAGAGGAAGAGCUGCUCGCUGCCUUCGCCCCAGAUCCUGGUGGCUGGGUGGGCCGUGAUCCCUCCAGGGCCUCCCACGCCUCAGUGCCCCCUCUUAUGGGAGUGGUCUUGACAUGCUUUAUGCCCCAGGGCUGGUCCUUAGUGGCAGGCGGCUUGCUCUUGGCCCUGCAGGAGAUCAAAGCGAAAUGAGCGGGAAGGCCUCCUGUGCCCUGGAGACGGUCUGGGAAGACAAGCAGAAGUACGGGGAAGCUGAGCGGCGCUUCUACGAGCACGAGGCCAUGAGAGCCGCCGCCCAGCAGCUCCCGGCCGAGGCACUGGCAGUGAACGGGCCGGGCCGGGAGGAUGAGGCCGAGGAGGCGGGCGCCCCCAACGGCAGCGGCAGCAGCGAGCCCGGCAAGAGCCACAAUGGGAAGAAGCCGUUGCAGAAGCCGAGGAAGCGCUCCCCGAGGGGCUGGCUCAGCCAGGGGGACCUGGCCCUCGUGGGCCUCUCAGCCGACCACGUCUGGCUGGACAAGCCGCUGUUCGACCAGGCGGAGAGCUCGUACCACCAGAGGCUGGCAGAUGCGGCCGCCCAGGCAGCCCGGCCUCCCGCCCUGGCCCCUGGGGCCCUCUGCGCCCUCGGAAGCCAGGUGGCCUGCCACCACGUGACCUGGGGCGUCUGGGUCAACAAGUCUUCCUUUGACCAGGCUGAGCGGGCGUUCGUGGAGUGGUCUCAGGCCUUGCUGCUGGCUGCGGAGGGGAGCGGCGGGCAGGGGGCUCCCGACACGGGCCAGUGGGCGGCCGCCCCCGACCUGCACCUCAUCCGCCAGCCCAGCCCGCCAGCCAACGGCCAGCCCCCACUGGGCAGCCUGCAGGCGCUGGUGCGGGAGGUGUGGCUGGAGAAGCCCCGCUACGACGCGGCCGAGAGGGUCUUCUACGAGGCCCUGUUUGACGGCCACCCCCCUGGGAAGGUGCGCUUGCAGGAGCGAGCCGGUCAGGCUGAGGGCGCCCGGCGCGGCCGCAGAGACCGGCGGGGCCGCAACGCCGUGGGAAGCCGGCGGCUCGGGCCGCGGCGGGUGGACGGGGAGGCCUCCUCUGCCCUGCCCUACCGGUACUUCCUGCACAAGGAUGCCGAGGCCCCCUGGCUCAGCAAGCCGGCCUACGACAGCGCAGAGUGCCGCCACCACGCCGCCGAGGCCCUGCGCACGGCCUGGCGCCUUGAAGCUCCGUCCCUGGUUCACCGACCCAGCGCCCGGUCUGGCCCUUCCAUGUCCAGCCUGAGACCCAAGAAAAUGGCCACAAACUUUAUAGUGCACGAGAAGAUCUGGUUUGACAAGUUCAAAUAUGACGAUGCAGAAAGGAAAUUCUACGAGCAGAUGAACGGGCCCGUGGCCGGCUCCUCACGCCAGGAGAACGGCGCCAGCGUGAUCCUCCGUGACAUCGCGAGAGCCAGAGAAAACAUCCAGAAGUCCCUGGCCGGGAGCUCAGGCCCCGGGGCCCCCAGCGGGCCCAGCGGAGACCACAGUGAGCUGGUCAUCCGGAUUGCCAGCCUGGAAGUGGAGAACCAGAGCCUGCGAGGGGUGGUGCAGGAUCUGCAGCAGGCUGUCUCCCAGCUGGAGGCCCGGCUGAGCGCGCUAGAGAAGAGCUCGCCCGCCCACCGGGCCACAGCUCCGCAGACCCAGCACGUGUCUCCCAUGCGCCAAGUGGAGCCCCCCGCCAGGAAGGUGGCCACCGCCACAGAGGACGACGAGGACGACGACAUUGACCUGUUCGGCAGCGACGAGGAGGAGGACCGGGAGGCGGCCCGGCUGCGGGAGGAGAGGCUGCGGCAGUACGCCGAGAAGAAGGCCGCAAAGCCUGCCCUGGUGGCCAAGUCUUCCAUCCUCCUGGACGUCAAGCCUUGGGAUGACGAGACGGACAUGGCCCAGCUGGAGGCCUGCGUGCGCUCCAUCCAGCUGGAUGGGCUGACCUGGGGGGGCUCCAAGCUGGUGCCCGUGGGCUACGGCAUCCACAAGCUACAGAUCCAGUGUGUGGUGGAGGACGACAAGGUGGGCACGGACCUCCUGGAAGAGGAGAUCACCAAGUUCGAGGAGCAUGUGCAGAGCGUUGACAUUGCUGCUUUCAACAAGAUCUGAGCCCCGGCACUGGCCUGAGCGUGGGAAGCCUUGCAGCCAAUAAAGACUGAGAUUCCA
Messenger RNA from Globicephala melas (long-finned pilot whale), 4051 nucleotides. RefSeq names its product eukaryotic translation elongation factor 1 delta (gene EEF1D). Gene Ontology annotation, cellular component: eukaryotic translation elongation factor 1 complex; cytosol. Gene Ontology annotation, molecular function: translation elongation factor activity; guanyl-nucleotide exchange factor activity. Gene Ontology annotation, biological process: translational elongation. The record is from RefSeq and is a predicted model, not a curated record. Lineage: Eukaryota; Metazoa; Chordata; Mammalia; Artiodactyla; Delphinidae.